AUGAGUCAGCAGUUAGCGAAGAAGUUUUGGGACUCCCGACUUCCAUUAACCAUUGCCCUCACAACAACACAGGCGCUUCGGGCAGGCCGACUGCUUCUUUUCACCAAACCACAUGGCGCAGGUAAACAGGCACUUGCAAAAGGAUUUUCUUCCUUUCUUUUUUGGCUGUGUAUAAAUAAAUUUCCUUUUCUUUUCUUUCAGGAAUCCAGUCUGUUCAUAUCUGUCUUUGUUCCUAUCCACAUAUUCAAUCUGUUCAUAUCUAUCUUAGAUUUUUCAAAUCUAUCUAUCUAUCUAUCUAUCUAUCUAUCUAUCUACCAGUGUAUCUCUCUAUCUAUCUAUUCAAUCUUUCACAUAUGCUCUGUCCCUGUAUUGGUCAAUUUUACACACACGCACGUAUUAUCUAUCUAUCUAUCUAUCUAUCUAUCUAUCUAUCUAAUCUCUCUCUCUCUCUCUCUCUCUCUCUCUCUAUCUAUCUAUCUAUCUAUCUAUCUAUCGCAGUCUAUUCAGUAUCUUUAUCUACCUGUCUUUUUCUUUUUCUGGUUUAAUUUCCUUUUUAUCCCAAUUUUACUCCCCUUUUCUUUCUUUCUUUCUUUCUUUCUUUCUUUCUUUCUUUCUUUUUCUUGUUCCCUUAUCAAAAAUAUCUCACGCUUUGCUUUUGCGUCAAUUUUUCUCUCAAUUUGUAUCUAA
Messenger RNA from Acanthosepion pharaonis, 687 nucleotides. The record is from the annotation of a GenBank genome assembly. NCBI's taxonomy places the organism in Eukaryota, Metazoa, Mollusca, Cephalopoda, Sepiida, Sepiidae.